Oxyura jamaicensis (ruddy duck) is the source of this 1214-nucleotide messenger RNA. It is a transcript of the gene WDR54, whose product is annotated as WD repeat domain 54. The transcript has 9 exons. Bases 38 to 1051 code for a protein of 337 amino acids. Gene Ontology annotation, molecular function: protein binding. Gene Ontology annotation, biological process: cilium assembly; sperm axoneme assembly; cilium-dependent cell motility. Lineage: Eukaryota; Metazoa; Chordata; Aves; Anseriformes; Anatidae. The record is from RefSeq and is a predicted model, not a curated record.
CUGAGGCGGCCCCGGAGCGGGGCCCGGUGGCACCGGGAUGUACCGGCGGGACAGGAGCGUGCAGCUGGGCGGCAGCAGCAGCUCGGCGCUGUACAACAACCUCAGCGUGCUGCGCCUGCCGCACCGCCAGCUCGCCUGCUUCUGCGCCGUGCACGGCCCCGCCGUUAACGUGCUCAGCGCCGCCGCCGACGGGAUGGGCGGCUCACAGCGGCAGCUCCGCGCCCCGCCGGGGGGACCGGCCGCCGCCGCCGCCGCCGUCACGCAGGCCGCCUGGUGCGCGCUGCCGGCACGGGUGCUGCUGGUGCUGACCUCGCAGAAAGGCGUCCAGAUGUACGAGUCGGAUGGCUCCGUCAUGGUUUACUGGCACGCGCUGGACAUCACAGAGCCUCCGCCGGCACAAGCCGUGUUUGCCCGAGGGAUCGCUGCGGCUGGAGAACGCUUCAUCUGCGUGGGGACGUCCUCCGGGAUGGUGCUGGUGUUCGACAUCCCCCACAAAGGGACGAACGUCACGGUGAGCGAGGUCCUGGAGGAGCACCGCGACGCCAUCACCGACAUCGCGGCGGAGCUGGGCCAGGCUCCGGAGGGGGCUGGGGACCUGGUGACUGCCGACGACGCGGGGACCCUGUGCAUCUGGAGCUCUGGAGAGGAGUUCACCUUGCUCAACAAGAUCCCAGCCUUCGGCUGCACCUGCUCCUCCGUGAAGCUCUGGAACGGGGUCGUCGCUGCUGGCUACGGCAACGGGCAGAUUCGGCUGUACGAGGCAGCGACGGGCGUCCUGCGCGCCGAGGUCAGCGCUCACGCUCGCUGGAUCAAUGCCCUGGACCUGGCGCCGCUGACGGGAAAGCUGCUCUCGGGGGCCGAGGACUCCUUCGUUCACGUCUGGAAGCUCAGCAGGAACCCAGACACCGACGAUGUCGAGAUCGAGCACUGCCACGCCGAGUGUGUGACCGACACCCAGAUCUGCGGCGCCCGUUUCUGCGACCCCGAGGGCUGCUCCUUUGCCGUGACCGGCUACGACCUCAGCGAGAUCUUCCGAUACAGCCAGGUGUAGGCUGCGGGCUGCGCCCUCUGUCCCGAGCCAGGCCACCAGGCACCCCCCGGCCCAGGGCUGUACCCCAGGGGCGUGGAAAUCAGUGCAGAGGGGGGGCUGAAGUAGGAUCCCCUCACUCCCAAAGCAAACCUGCCCCCAGCAGGGCAUGGCCGUGCACAGGGAA